AUCAGUCAUCAGUCAAUCGCGCAACACCGGCUGUUGUAGUCGACUGUAGGGGUCACUAUAACUGCUCGCCGGCUUUUUUGCGUUCUAGAUAAUAUUGCAAUUUAUUGCUUCUAUAUUUUCAUUUUGUACAGUCUCGAUCUGUGAAAGUGCGAAUCAAACUAAGUGCCGGAACCGUGCAUAGUUUUUUAGAUUAUUUGAAUUUAUUUACGAGGUAUGGAGUGGGAAGGGCCGCCCAAGCAAGGCUUGUACGACCCUCAGAACGAGCACGAGGCCUGUGGAGUUGGUUUUGUUGUUGCUAUCGACGGAAAACGUACUCAUAAAAUCGUCCGCGAUGCUGAAGUGCUCGCCAAACGUAUGGAGCACCGCGGCGCCUGCGCAUGCGACAACGAUACUGGCGACGGCGCCGGUGUUCUAACUGCAAUUCCGCAUCAGUUCUAUUGUGCUCAGUUGAGAGAUUCUCAUCAAAUCGAUCUGCCGCCAUUUGGUAAAUAUGCCACUGGCAUCUUUUUCCUGGAUAAACUCCAUCACCAGGACAUCGAAGCAAAGUUCAAAGACCUAGCCGAAAGCCUGGGUCUCCGCGUGCUAUGCUGGAGAACUGUUCCCACAAAUAAUUCUACAAUUGGUCAAGUGGCUCGUAACUCGGAGCCAUAUAUGCGCCAGGUGUUUGUUACUGGCGAUAUAGACGACGACAAGCAUCUAUCACGGCAGGUGUUCGUGCUGCGGAAGCGCGCGUCGCACGAGCUCGUGGUGCCGGGCGCCAGGUUCUAUAUAUGCAGUCUCUCUUUGAGGACGGUCGUCUAUAAGGGGCUGUUGACGUCCAAUCAACUAUGGGAAUACUUCAAGGAUUUGUGCAACCCAGCGUUCACAACGUACUUGGCUCUGGUGCACACCAGAUUCUCUACCAAUACCUUCCCGAGCUGGGAAAGAGCUCAUCCUUUGAGGGUACUUGCUCACAAUGGCGAGAUAAAUACGUUACGAGGUAAUGUGAACCUCAUGAAGGCCCGCGAAGGUGUCAUGAAAAGCGACAGUUUUGGGGAUGAUUUAAAGAAGCUUUACCCGGUAGUAGAACCGAACCUCUCAGACUCCGGGUCCGCAGACUGCGUACUAGAGUUCCUCCUACAUUGCGGCAACCGCUCCCUACCCGAAGCUGUCAUGACCAUGGUCCCGGAGGCCUGGCACAACGACCAGACCAUGUCCAAGGAGAAGAGGGACUAUUAUAUGUGGGCGUCGUGCGCUAUGGAGCCGUGGGAUGGACCAGCUUUGGUGUCCUUUACUGAUGGACGUUAUAUUGGUGCCAUUUUGGACAGGAACGGUCUUCGCCCCUCCCGUUUCUACGUGACGAGUGAGAAUAUACUUGUAAUGGCCUCUGAAGUGGGAGUGUAUGAUGUGGACCCAGAUAAAGUGAUUCUUAAGAGUCGUUUGAAACCAGGCCGCAUGUUGCUAGUGGAUACUGAGGAGAAGAGGAUAAUUCAAGAUGUGGAACUGAAGAGGGAGAUAGCCAAGAGCAGACCACACUCGGAUUGGCUCAAGGAACAGAUGAUAACAAUGGAAGACAUACACAAGUCCGUCCCACAAGAGAACGGUUCGCUCAACGGCUGUGUCGAAGGUGCCAUAUCGGGCCUCGCCGACAAGCGACUGGGCCUCUUUGGAUAUACUAUCGAGUCUAUUAAUAUGUUGUUGCUGCCCAUGGUUCAGAAUAAGAAAGAAGCAUUGGGUAGUAUGGGAAAUGAUGCUCCUCUGGCGUGUCUAUCUCAGUUCCAGCCGCUACCAUAUGAAUAUUUCAAACAACUGUUCGCGCAAGUCACCAACCCACCUAUAGAUCCCUUCAGGGAGAAAAUAGUAAUGUCACUGUUGUGUCCCAUUGGGCCCACUGCGAACAUUCUGGAACCGAGUGCGGAAUUCGUGCACCGCUUGUUCUUACCGCAACCCAUCCUGUCCAUACCCGAUUGUGAAGCACUAAAAAAGACCAACUAUAGAGGAUGGAAGACGAAGGUGAUAGACUGCACGUUCGAGUACACGGACGGGCCGCUGGGGCUGGAGGCGGCGCUGGGCUGCAUCGCCCGCAGCGCGCACGCCGCCGCCGCCGCCGGCUUCCAGCUGCUCGUGCUCAGCGAGCGCGCCGCCGGGCCCACGCGCGUGCCCGUCAGCUCGCUGCUCGCGCUCGGCGCGGUACACCAUCAUCUUAUAGAGACUCGGCAGCGCAUGAAAGUUGGUAUUAUUGUGGAGACUGCUGAAGCGAGGGAGGUCCAUCAUAUGUGCGUUUUACUCGGUUACGGAGCAGACGCCAUUUGUCCAUACCUAGCUUUCGAGCUCGCGUUCUCUCUUCGAAACGACAACCUAAUUGACCCCAAUCUAACCGACAACGACAUCUACACGGCGUAUCAGAAAGCCAUCGAGACCGGCUUGGCUAAGGUCAUGGCUAAGAUGGGAAUUAGUACGCUGCAGUCGUAUAAGAGUGCGCAGAUUUUCGAAGCGGUGGGCUUGAGUGAGGAAGUCGUCGAUAAGUGCUUUAGAGGGACUCAGUCGAGAAUUGGUGGUGUUACAUUCGAAAUUUUGUCGAAGGAAAUUUUCGACCGUCAUGCCCUGACUUACGGCGAUUGUAAAGAUAUGCUUGUACUGCGGAACCCCGGGUACUACCACUGGCGUGCGGGCGGAGAGAAGCACGUGAACGACCCAAUGUCUAUCGCCAACUUGCAAGAGGCUGCGAGUAACAAGAGCCUCUCUGCUUAUGACCGCUUCAGAGAGAGUGCGCUAGAGUCGGUGCGUGCGUGCACGCUGCGUGGACAACUUGAGUUGGUCAAACUGGACGAGCCCAUUCCCCUGAGUGAGGUUGAACCGGCCUCGGAAAUCGUUAAGCGGUUUGCUACUGGUGCUAUGUCAUUCGGUUCCAUUUCGCUGGAGGCACACACGACUCUCGCUAUUGCUAUGAACCGUAUUGGUGGCAAAUCCAACACCGGAGAAGGAGGUGAAAAUGCUGACCGAUACCUAGAUCAGGACCCGGAGUUCAACAAGCGUUCAGCUAUCAAGCAAGUGGCGUCAGGCCGUUUCGGUGUGACCGCGUCCUACUUGGCUCACGCUGACGACUUGCAGAUCAAAAUGGCGCAAGGAGCCAAACCCGGAGAGGGUGGAGAGUUACCUGGCUACAAAGUGACAGAGGACAUAGCCCGCACGCGUUGCUCCGUGGCGGGCGUGGGGCUGAUCUCGCCGCCGCCCCACCACGACAUCUACUCCAUCGAGGACCUGGCCGAGCUGAUCUAUGACCUGAAGUGUGCUAACCCGAAGGCUAGGAUCUCGGUCAAGUUGGUGUCAGAAGUGGGAGUCGGCGUAGUCGCUUCGGGAGUGGCUAAGGGUAAAGCAGAGCACAUCGUCAUUUCCGGUCAUGAUGGUGGUACUGGAGCCAGCUCAUGGACAGGAAUCAAAUGCGCCGGGUUGCCAUGGGAACUGGGCGUGGCUGAGACACAUCAGGUGCUGGUGCUGAAUGACCUGCGAUCUAGGGUGGUGGUACAAGCCGACGGUCAGAUCCGUACCGGCUUUGAUGUCAUGGUAGCGGCGUUGCUCGGCGCUGACGAGUUUGGUUUCAGUACUGCGCCACUUAUUGCGCUUGGCUGCACAAUGAUGCGUAAAUGCCACUUGAACACGUGUCCCGUUGGUAUUGCAACACAGGACCCCGUGCUGAGGAAGAAGUUCGCGGGAAAACCGGAACACGUCAUCAAUUAUCUGUUUAUGUUAGCUGAGGAGGUCCGCUCGCACAUGGCGGCGGUGGGCGUGCGCCGCUUCCAGGAGCUGGUGGGGCGCACGGACCUGCUGAAGGUGCGCGAGAACAACGACAACCACAAGGCGCGCGCGCUCAACCUCAGCCUCAUACUGAAGAACGCGCUGCACAUGCGCCCGGGGGUCAACAUCGUGGGCGGCUCCAAGAGUCAGGACUUCCAGCUAGAGAAGCGUCUGGACAAUCAAGUGAUCCAGCAAUGUGCUGGAAUAUUGGACGGUUCCCAGAAAAAUGUGGACAUCUCUAUGAAGAUUACUAACGAAGACCGUGCCUUUACUUCCACAUUGUCUUACCAUAUUGCCAUGAAAUAUGGUGACGCGGGUCUACCAGAUGGAACCUCGAUAAAUAUAUCCCUCGUCGGUUCUGCGGGUCAGAGCUUCUGCGCGUUCUUGUCGAAGGGCGUUACUGUCACUUUGGAGGGAGACGCCAACGAUUAUGUUGGAAAAGGAUUGUCUGGCGGUAAGGUCAUAAUCUAUCCGCCAAGGAGCUCACCAUUUGAAUCUCAUUUGAAUGUAAUCGUCGGCAACGUUUGCCUGUACGGUGCUACCUCGGGCAGAGCUUACUUCAGGGGCAUAGCGUCGGAGCGGUUCUGCGUGCGCAACUCGGGGUGCGUGGCGGCGGUGGAGGGGGUGGGCGACCACGCGUGCGAGUACAUGACGGGCGGCGCCGUGCUCGUGCUCGGCCUCACCGGCCGCAACUUCGCCGCCGGCAUGAGCGGUGGUAUCGCAUACGUUUACGAUAUCGACGGUUCGUUCAUGCAAGGAAAGUGCAACCCCGAGAUGGUGGAACUGUUGCCUCUAGAGAAACAAGACGACCUCGACUUCGUGAAGAACCUUCUGGAAGAAUUCGUUGAAUAUACUGGUUCUAUUAUCGCCAAGGAGCUCCUCGAAACCUGGCCAGAACCAGCCAAGAAGUUUGUCAAAGUGUUCCCAUACGAAUACCAGCGGGCGCUCAAACAGAUGGCCCUCAAGCAGCCCCAAGCACCAAGGACUGAAACCAACGGAAAGGAAAAUGGCGUCGUCGAUAUUGAAGAGGCCGUUAGGGACAUUGAAAAGGACAAGAAGAAUCUCGAAAAGAUCUUGGAUAAAACGAGGGGCUUCAUCAAGUACCCGCGCGAGACGUCGAUGUACCGGCCGGCGGAGAAGCGGCUGCGCGACUGGGACGAGAUCUACAACUUCGCGCACGUGCGGCGCGGCCUGCGCGUGCAGGCGGCGCGCUGCAUGGACUGCGGCGUGCCCUUCUGCCAGAGCCAGCACGGCUGCCCGCUCGGCAACAUCAUCCCCAAGUGGAACGACCUCAUCUACCGCGCCGACUGGAAGCAGGCGCUCGCGCACCUGCUGCAGACCAACAACUUCCCGGAGUUCACGGGGCGCGUGUGCCCGGCGCCGUGCGAGGGCGCGUGCGUGCUCGGCAUCUCGGAGCCGCCCGUCACCAUCAAGAACAUCGAGUGCGCCAUCAUCGACCACGCCUUCGACAGCGGCUGGCUGCAGCCUGAGAUUCCAACAAACCGCAACGGUAAAACGGUGGCCGUGGUGGGCUCCGGUCCAGCUGGUCUGGCCUGUGCACAUCAGUUGAAUAAGGCGGGCUACACGGUGAGCGUGUUCGAGCGCAACGACCGGGCGGGCGGGCUGCUGCAGUACGGCAUCCCCAGCAUGAAGCUGGGCAAGGACGUGGUGGCGCGCCGCCUGCGCCUGCUCGCCGCCGAGGGCAUCUCCUUCAAGUGCAACGUCGACGUCGGCAAGGACAUCUCCGCCCUCGAUCUCUCCAACGAGUACGACGCGGUGGUGCUGUGCACGGGCGCCACGUGGCCGCGCGACCUGCCGCUGAAGGGCCGGCAGCUGAACGGCGUGCACUUCGCGAUGGAGUUCCUCGAGGGCUGGCAGAAGAAGCAGGCGGGGCCCGCCGGCGCGCACGCCAAGCUCGCGCCGCACAUCUCCGCCAAGGACAAGCACGUGCUCGUCAUCGGCGGCGGCGACACCGGAUGUGACUGCAUAGCGACGUCGCUACGCCAAGGCGCCAAAUCGAUCACAACGUUUGAGAUACUCCCCGAGCCGAAGCCCACCAGAGGACAAGAUAACCCGUGGCCGCAGUGGCCUAGAGUUUUCAGGGUUGACUAUGGACACGAAGAAGUGAAAGUAAAGUUUGGCAACGAUCCAAGGAAGUUCUCUACUCUCACUAAAGAAUUCAUUGAUGACGGCUCGGGCAACGUGUGCGGCGUGUCGGCCGUGGAGGUGGAGUGGGAGCGCGGCGCGGGCGGCCGCUGGGAGAUGCGCGAGCGCGCCGGCUCCGCGCGCCGCUACCGCGCCGACCUCGUGCUGCUCGCGCUCGGCUUCCUCGGCCCCGAGCGCUCCGUCGCCUCGNUAACAGAAUUGCCACUGGACGCACGCAGCAACUUCGAGACGUCAAAGGACAAUAUUUACAAGACACCCGCUAAGAACGUCUUCGCAGCUGGCGACUGUCGCCGCGGCCAAUCGCUCGUGGUGUGGGCGAUAUCCGAAGGGCGGCAAGCGGCGCGGGCUGUGGACGUGUACCUCAGCGGGCACUCCUACCUGCCCGGCCCUGGAGGUGUGGUCCAUGACCAUGAGCGUGAAGCGAAAAUACAUUAAAUAGCCCGUCGUUUCUGUGACGACAAAAUAGUCUUCGGGAAAUUAAAAAAAAUGCUGUAGUCAGGCAAUAAUCGCUCUCCCCGCCCCCCCCUAUUUUAAUAUGAUAAAAUAUUGAUGAAAUGAAAUGAAAUAAAUUUGCAAUGUAUUUUGGUUUAACACUGUUUGAUGGAUUUGAAUGACUGAAAGUUAGUUUGAGAUUUGGAAAGAUUGCGUGGAAGCCCUUGAAGUCUAGAAUUUUGUGGCUUCGAAUGAGAAAGAGACAAUAAUAGGCUAGAUAUGUAUGGAGAUGAAAUUAAAAUAGAUUUUCGAAUAAAAAUAUCCCAAAAGCCCUGACUACGGCGAUGUUUACGCGUAGUUUCAAAUGUUAACAUGAAAUUAGUAAAAAUAUCAUCGUGACUGUAUUGUAGCUCAAACAGCUAUUUAAAUAGACAAAAGUAUAAAAAAUAUUAUAUCUACAAUUAUCAUUUACAUAAUCGCAGACAAUGUUAAAAUGUUAAAUUUUAUUUAAAAUGAAAGAAUUAAUAAUGAAACAUAAUUUUCGUUAUAAUAUUAUAUCAAUUACAUGGAGGUAUUAUAUUUAUUUGAAAUAAUUUUAUUUUUCAAGUCUCAUAAUUAGAGAAAAUACCUACUAGCUAUAUAAAUGUUUCCAUAAAAUACAGUACCAUUAUUUAAGCUAGGUGAAUAUUUGUCUAUUUUUAUUUAUUGAUAUUUUAGAAUCAUUUGUGAUUUUAUAGAAUUGAUAAUAAUUAAUUUAUAACUCGAUCAUUAAUUUAUGUCAAAGAUUAACGAAAUCCUGUUAUGAGGCUAUCCAAUAAAAUAAUAUAGUGCUUUUAAACAAAUUCCUUGUAUGUUGCCAAAGUUGUCGAUAGGAAAUUUGAUAUUUAAUUUAGUGUUGAUUUUAUUAGCCAUGCUUUGUUAGAUAGCCGUGUUAUGUCCUUUUCACUUACCCCAAAACAAGUAUUAUGGUAUUAUGAGAUCUUUUUUUAUGCGCCUGAUGAUUUAGUAUCGCAAGUUGUAUGAAGUCGCAUCGUGCAUACUAUUUUGUGGUUCUGGCCAACUAUUGCUAAUUUACGUAAAAAGAACAUUUUAGCUUUUUUGUAUUCAUUAUCUUAAAUAAUAUGCGAAAUGCUAAAACUGUUAAUAUAAUUAAUUAAACAGGUAAAUGCUUUUGUUUCAUGCAAAGUUCAUUUAAAAUUCAAACUCAAAUUUAGUCUGACUUGGCUAAUAACCCUCUAUUAUAUAUCUUUCUUAAUUUAAAAUGAAUAAUAGUAAACUAAUUUAAUUUUUUUUUUUGGGUGAGUGAAAAUUGGAUAAACAAUAAACUAUAUAAUUAACAUUCCGCUUGUAGGUAAUACGCAAUUGAAAUUUGAAAUCAUGAUCUCUCCUGUGUCAUAACUAUUUUGAUUUAAUAUAAUUGUUAUUUGAUAAAAAUAUUCCCAUUUCGAAUACAGUAUUUAAUAUUUAUAUCAUAUUAUACACUCGCAAAACAUUUGUAAAUUUUUACAGUUUUUAAAAUUUACCACAAUCGACUUAGUGUUGCCAUUUUCAAUAAUUUUGGUAUUUUAAUAAAAUUCAUAUUAAAAUCUAUUUCAAUAUUAAAAAUUACAUUAAAAAGAUCUAUUUACAACAAAACAGAUAUUUCCUUAGUAAGAAUGUACAAAGAGAUCAUUUUGAACUGUGAUUUAAUUUGUGUUUCAGUAAUGAGAUUAAUUUUUAAUGAACAUAGAGUAUUAUGUUUGUGUGAUAGUUCCUACAAGCUGUGGCUUUUUAGAUGUGAUUAGUAAAUUAAAAUAUUAAAUUAUUUAUUAAUUUAUAAUCACAUUCUAAAUUACUGUAUCCCUAUAUUGCGUAAAUGUUUUAUUUUAGUUAUAAGUUUAAUUAAUGCUUUUAAUAUACCUAUUUAAGAUCCAUACAGCUGUAUAAUUACUCGUAUUUGUGGAAUUUGGGCUUACGUUGCAUAUUACCCGCAAUUUUAUUUCGUUCGAAAUUUGAAUACUGUAUAUUUAUUGGAAGUCGUAUUUUAUACGAACCUUAACUUUAAUUAUGUUAAUUUUGUUUAUCGUUGCUUUAUUUUUGUUUAAUAAAGGUUUCGUUUUAUUA
Messenger RNA from Zerene cesonia (dogface butterfly), 8475 nucleotides. It is a transcript of the gene Gogat, whose product is annotated as glutamate synthase [NADH], amyloplastic. Gene Ontology annotation, molecular function: FMN binding; iron-sulfur cluster binding; glutamate synthase (NADH) activity. The record is from RefSeq and is a predicted model, not a curated record. NCBI's taxonomy places the organism in Eukaryota, Metazoa, Arthropoda, Insecta, Lepidoptera, Pieridae. The coding region runs from base 214 to 6375 and encodes 2053 amino acids. The transcript is spliced from 44 exons.